Synchiropus splendidus (mandarinfish) is the source of this 2876-nucleotide messenger RNA. RefSeq names its product LMBR1 domain containing 2b (gene lmbrd2b). The transcript is spliced from 18 exons. Lineage: Eukaryota; Metazoa; Chordata; Actinopteri; Syngnathiformes; Callionymidae. Gene Ontology annotation, biological process: adrenergic receptor signaling pathway. Gene Ontology annotation, cellular component: membrane. The record is from RefSeq and is a predicted model, not a curated record. The coding region runs from base 187 to 2283 and encodes 698 amino acids.
CUCUGCGCAUGGGCGCUGUUUCUGUUACGUCACUGUUUCUGAGCGAGCCCCAGAACCGGGAAGUGAGUUGAGCAGCUGUCGCUACCAAAACACCGUGGCAGCUUCCGUCUGCUGGCUGCCUUCGAGGCCCCUUUUUAACCGCAACCCUUCAACUGAACUGCGGGGCAGCUGAUCGAGGAGGGCAGGAUGAGCGGUGCGGCUCUGGCUUUGGAGAUCGUGGUGGUCUUCUUCCUGGCGCUCUUCCUGCUGCACCGCUAUGGAGAUUUCCGAAAGCAGCAGCGGAUGGUUCUGUUCGGCACAUUGCUGGCCUGGUACCUGUGCUUCCUCAUUGUCUUCAUCUUGCCGCUGGACGUGACAACGACCAUCUACAAGCAGUGCGUGAUUGACCACCAGACCACCCCAGCCGAACCGACCCUCCCGUCUACAAACCACACCCAUGCUAACGCAUCAAAGCCUCCAGCCGACGGCAGCGCAGCGAUGUGCUACAAACCUUGGAGCUACAUCCCUGAUGGCAUCAUGCCAGUGUUCUGGAGGGUGGUGUACUGGACCUCGCAGUGUCUCACUUGGCUGCUGCUGCCCUUCAUGCAGUCGUAUGCUCGCUCCGGCGGCUUCUCCAUCACUGGCAAGAUCAAGACAGCGCUGAUUGAGAAUGCCAUUUACUACGGCACCUACCUGCUCCUCUUCAGCUCCCUGCUCAUCUACGUGGCAAUCCACCCAGAGUGGCGUCCGUCCUGGCACGAGUUGCAGACCAUCGGCAUUACCGCAGCUAACACCUGGGGUCUCUUCCUGCUGGUGCUGCUGCUGGGCUACGGGCUGGUGGAGAUCCCACGCUCCUACUGGAACGCUGCUCGUCAUGGCCACCUACUGGUCAAAACGUACUUCAAAGCCUCCAAGCUGAUGACUGAGAAGGCCGACGCAGAGGAGAACCUGGAGGAUGUGAUGGAGGAGGUGAGGAAGGUCAGUGAAAGCAUCAAGUACAAUCACCCGCUGAGGAAGUGCGUCGACACCAUUUUGAGGAAGUGUCCAGUGGACUACCAGGAGAAGAUGGGUCGAAACAUGGACGACUAUGAAGAUUUUGAUGACAAACAAAACACUUACCCGAGUGAGCGCAGUUUGGUGAAGCUGCACAAGCAGGUGAUCUACGCCGUCCAGAGGCACAACCGGACCCAGGUGCAGUGGCAGAUCCUCCUGCAGGAGGCGCUACACCUGGAGGACGUUGCUAAGAACGAGAACAGCUCGUGUCACCAGUUCGUGCACAGUUUCCCGCCCUCUGACCCGCCGGGCUGGUUCAGCAGAUACGUGUACACACCGACCAUAGAGUGGUACUGGGAGUGUCUCCUGAAGCGCUGGUUCCACCGCCUGCUGUCAGUGGUGCUGACCCUCUUCAGCGUGGCGGUGGUCUGGUCUGAGUGCACCUUCUUCAGCACCACACCCGUCUUGUCGCUAUUCGCCGUCUUCAUCCAGCUGGCUGAGCGAGACUACAACUACCUGUAUAUCCAGAUGGCCUGCUUCGUGACCAUCUUCUUCCUAUGCACGUGUGUUUACUCAACCGUGUUCCGCAUCCGAGUCUUCAACUAUUAUUACCUGGCACCGCACCACCAGACGGAUGCGUACAGCCUGCAAUUCAGUGGCAUGCUGUUCUGUCGGCUGACUCCGCCCCUCUGCCUCAACUUCCUGGGUCUGAUCCACAUGGAUUCUGCCAUUUCACACCAACAGAAGGCGCCCACAGCGUACACCUCGAUCAUGGGCUCCAUGCGUGUCCUCUCCUUCAUUGCAAACGGCUUCUACAUAUACUACCCGAUGUUGAUAGUCAUUCUAUGCGUCGCCACCUACUUCAGCCUCGGGACGCGCUGCCUCAACCUCUUGGGCUUCCAGCAGUUCAUGGGUGACAGCGAGAUGACCUCUGACCUCAUUGACGAGGGAAAGGAGUUGAUUCGCAGAGAGAAAAGAAAACGUCAGAGAGCCGAAGACGGCGAGAACCGACGUCGAGAGUGGAAAGAACGCUAUGGCAACCAGAGGGAGGAGUUCAGGAACCGAAGCAGCCACGAGAUGAAGGAGACCAACUACUCCGACACGGUCCCCCCGACCAAUGCCCGCCAGGCCAAGUUCUCCCGCGGCGGCACUCGAGCGGAACGUGACCGGGUGGAGCUGCUGCAGGAUGCGGAACCCCUGGACUUCAAUGCAGACAUCCCAAAUGAAGACCCGCUUGACCCAGAGUCCAACAGGCACACGGGGGGGCGCUACCUGUCCAUGUCCAGCAGCAGGAUCUUCGACGACGUUUAGCCUGGAACAGAUGCAGCGAGCCAAAACCCGACAGUGAAUGUGCUGAAAUGAAGAGCCACACAACAGGAAGACAGCAACAGCCGAGUACACUCACUUGCUAAUGUACCUGAAGACUGGAACAGGUGAUGUUUGGGUCGUGUUCCGCACUCACCUCACGAGUGUCCGGACUGGGCGGCAACGAUAUCUUCCGGAUUCACUUCUGACAAUUCUUCUUGGUGUUAUGACUCUUCUUGUCUUUCACGCGUUGGUGACGAGUGUCUCGCCCGCCGGGCACCGACGUUAACGUUGAGGCGGUCGUGGCUCGAGGAACAACAGAGGGGUGCUGUGUGUUUCUCCCUGUGAGAAUGUAUUUUUAACUGAAAUGAAGGCGUUACUUGUAAAUAUUUCUAAUAUAGUGAAGAUGGAAAUGUGGUUAGUGUUACCUGCGCUGGUAUGCCGGCGCCAACCUCUCGCUCCUGCUAGCAUGUGCCCUGACAUCUGUUGGUCACCGACCCCGGGCUCGUUGGUGCACGUGCAUCUCCUGGAUGACUGAGCUGCUGUAGAUGUGAAAGGUUUUCUAUUGUCCCUCCUGUGAUCCACUGUCAAUAAACCUC